Molecule: messenger RNA, 1071 nt
Organism: Spea bombifrons (plains spadefoot toad)
Lineage: Eukaryota; Metazoa; Chordata; Amphibia; Anura; Pelobatidae
Gene: AQP4
Product: aquaporin 4
Exons: 4
Coding region: 28-918 (296 amino acids)
Biological process (GO): transmembrane transport
Cellular component (GO): basolateral plasma membrane; plasma membrane
Molecular function (GO): water channel activity
Source: RefSeq, a predicted model, not a curated record
GGACCUCUUUGCAAGUGUGAUUCAGUUAUGGUGGCAUGCAAAGGAGUUUGGACCCAACCUUUCUGGAAGGCAGUGUCAGGAGAAUUUUUGGCCACCCUAAUACUUGUACUGCUCAGCUGCGGCUCAACUAUCAACUGGAGUACAAAGGAAAAUCCCCAACCAGAAGACUUGGUCCUUAUAGCUCUAUGCUUUGGACUUAGCAUUGCAACCCUAGUGCAGUGCUUCGGACAUAUAAGUGGAGCCCACAUUAACCCAGCAGUAACUGUUGCCAUGCUUUGCAUGAGGAAGAUCAGCCUUUCAAAGUCAGCAUUUUAUAUUGUUGCUCAGUGUUUGGGUGCCAUAGCUGGAGCAGGGAUACUCUACUUGGUCACACCAUCAGAUGUAACAGGCAUGCUGGGAGUUACAAAGGUGAAUAAACAGCUUUCAUCUGGUCAUGGUCUCCUUGUGGAAUUGAUCAUUACAUUUCAAUUGGUUUUUACCAUUUGUGCCAGCUGUGAUGCAAAGCUUAAUGACAUCACAGGAUCGGUAGCAUUAGCAAUUGGAUUUUCUGUGACCAUAGGACAUUUAUUUGCUAUCAAUUACACAGGAGCCAGCAUGAACCCAGCGAGAUCAUUUGGACCUGCUGUUAUUAUGAACAUAUGGGAAAGCCAUUGGGUAUAUUGGGUUGGACCAGUGGUGGGUGCAGUCAUCGCAGGAACCCUUUACGAAUAUGUUUACUGUACCGAUCCUGAACUGAAGAAUCGCAUAAAGGACGUUUUAAAUAAAGCCACCCAACAAUCCAAAGGGAAGUAUAGUGAGGUGGAGGAGAGCAAAAGCCAGGUGGAAUCAGACGAUCUAUUGCUAAAACCAGGAAUUGUUCAUGUCUUUGAUGAAAAAAAAGGAAUAGACCCUUCUGAGGAAGUCCUUUCUUCUGUAUGACUAGCACCUAGUGCUGAAACUAUAGAACAACCUUCUGUAAUGUCUCCAAUAACUUUUUCUUCAAUUAAAGAGACAGAUAUAAUAUAACGUCAUUUAUCUAUAACAUAGAUCCAGUAUUUCAUGUAAAAUACAGUACAGUCUAGAAUAAGCUCA